GGGACAAUACACGCGUACGCUUGGCCAAAACGACGACAAUAGCGAGCCAAAUUACACCGAAGGGCCCACUAUUAACCAUCACAAGCACGCCAUAAUCCCGGAUUACUGCGAUAUCCCAUUCAACUAGACAAAAGUUCUGAAUUCCACAUGCACGUUGCCCACGCAGGACGUUCUGUUAUAUAGGCGCUGUUUUGCUGCAUCGACGUCGUUUAUAUCUCAGCGAUCUACACAGCUUCGAUCGAUCCUUCGAACCCUCGACUUGCAUAUUCUUUGAUAGCCUAUUCACGUUCCGCGCUCAGUCAGCCUGAUCUGCAUAAGCCAUGGCUACAGAAACAGCCACAAAGACAUACUCAAAAAUCCAAUUGCUCACACUGAAUGGCCCAGAAUAUCGACGAGUCUCGACCGCACCCCCGCGGGCACCCCUUGCUAAUGAAAUCCCCCUUAUAGAUUUGGGCCAAAUAGAUGGAGACCUUGCUGCACGGAAAGAAAUUGCACAAAACAUCAGGCUUGCGGCUGAGAAUACCGGGUUCUUCUAUGUAUACAAUCAUGGCAUCUCGCCUGACUUAAUUCGCAAUGCACUACAUCAAGCUCAAGCAUUCUUCGACCAGCCAAUAAACGCAAAGGAAAAAGUCUCACGUCGCAAAUAUGAAAACUUUCAGGGAUAUCAUGGGGUUGGGACUACUCAAAUCAACGAUACAGAAACGAAAGAUAAUAAGGAAACAUUCUCCAUCCGCUAUGAUGAAUCCAAUGACCCUCUCCACGCAAAUUCACCCACCCAACCAACCUCAUCAUCUAGAUCGCUGGACGAACUCUGGACCGGUGUAUCCCACCUCCCCGGCUUCCGCACCGCCACCGUGGAAUUCUGGCAACAACGCCUCAAUCUCGCCCGCAAACUCGUCCGCAUCCUAGCCCUCGCUCUCGACCUCGAGGAAUCCUACUUCGACGACGUCAUCACACAUCCAGGCGCGGACGCCCUUUAUAUCCACUACCCCGGCGUCGUGGACCCCUCAGACAGCGCCAACGUCGACGUCGGAAUCGGAUCCCACACCGACAUCCAGUGCUUCACGCUCCUAUGGCAGGACAACUCCGGCGGCCUGCAAGUCCUCUCCAACGAGGGGGAGUGGAUCGACGCGAAACCCAUCGAGGGCACGUUCGUGGUGAACAUCGCUGACUUCCUGCAACGCCUUUCGAACAAUAGGUUCAAGUCUACGGUGCAUCGCGUGUAUAACAGACAGACGGCGUCGAGGUAUUCGAUGCCGUUUUUCUUGGGAUUCAAUGCCGAUAGUGUGUGUAGUGUUGUGCCAACUUGCGUGGACGAGGAGCAUCCGCCGCUUUAUGAACCUAUAUCUUGUGGGAAGUGGCACCAUGACCGACUAGCUCUUGCAUCCCUUAAAAAGACUUAAUUGAUUUGUACUGGUAGCAUCAUCGAAAUCUUCCCAAAACAAUGUCAAAGUCAUUUUUAAGCGGCUCUUUUGCAUUUAGC
Molecule: messenger RNA, 1483 nt
Organism: Aaosphaeria arxii CBS 175.79
Lineage: Eukaryota; Fungi; Ascomycota; Dothideomycetes; Pleosporales
Product: Clavaminate synthase-like protein
Exons: 3
Coding region: 321-1403 (360 amino acids)
Molecular function (GO): dioxygenase activity
Source: RefSeq, a predicted model, not a curated record